Vicia villosa (hairy vetch) is the source of this 1194-nucleotide messenger RNA. RefSeq lists its product as uncharacterized. The transcript has 4 exons. The record is from RefSeq and is a predicted model, not a curated record. Gene Ontology annotation, molecular function: zinc ion binding; nucleic acid binding. Lineage: Eukaryota; Viridiplantae; Streptophyta; Magnoliopsida; Fabales; Fabaceae. Bases 1 to 1194 code for a protein of 397 amino acids.
AUGGCUGGAAGGAACGAUGUUGUAAUUGUUGCUGCAUUGGAGGCUAUGGCUCAGGCUUUGGAACAUCAGCUGAACGUUGGCGAGAAUGCUGCGUCUCGCAAUUUGGAUACCUUUCAAAGAGAGAAUCCACCUGUUUUCAAGGGUACUAAUGAUCCUAAUGGCGCAUUGACAUGGGUGAAGGAGAUUGAGAGAAUCUUCCGUGUGAUGGAUUGUACUCCAAAUCAGAAGGUUCGGUAUGGGACUUAUAUGCUAGUAGUCAAGAUUGAUGACUGGUGGCUGGAGACUCGUCAGAGGUUGGAGGCUAAUGGUGAGGAGGUCACUUGGGUUGUGUUCAGUAGGGAAUUCUUGAGGAAGUACUUUCCUAAGGAUGUUCGUGGCAAGAAGGAAAUCGAAUUCCUUGAGCUGAGACAAUGGAAUAAGUUGGUUGUUGAGUAUGCUGCUAAGUUUGGUGAGUUGGCUAAAUUAUAUCAACAUUACGAUGGACCAACUGGGGGCAAUAAUGCUCAUUAUCGGGUUAUUAGUGAAAAGCGAGGAAAGAGCCAACAAGGUCGUGGCAAGCCUUAUGAUACUCAAGUUGGCAAAGGUAAGCAGAAAGCUACUGAGGGCAAGAGGACUAGUGGGGGAGAUGCUCUUGCUGGUAUUGUAUGCUUCAAGUAUGGAAAAGUUGGUCAUAAGAGUAACGUGUGCACCGCUGAUACCAAGAGGUGUUUCUGUUGUGGUAAGCUUGGACAUGAGGCGCCUGAGUGCAUGCAUAAGGAGAUGGUUUGCUUCAACUAUGGUGAAGAGGGGCACGUUGUGAGUAAGUUUCAGAAACCCAAUAAGGAGCAAGCUAGUGGGAAGGUGUUCGCCUUCACUCCUUUAAUUACUAUUAUUGAUACUGGUGCUACUCAUUGCUUUAUCUCUGCUGAUUGUGUUGAAAGAUUGAGUCUUGUGUUGUCUGCUAUGAAUGGAGAGAUGGUCGUUGAUACUCCAGCCAAGGGAUCGGAAGAAGUGCAAGUGUUUGUGUUGGUUGCAUCAUUGUCUGUUGAGAAUCAAGCCUUAAUAUAUGAGUUGCAGGUGGUGCGAGAAUUUCCCGAAGUUUUCCCUAAUGAAAUUCCUGAUGUACCGCCAAAGAGAGAAGUUGAAUUUUCUAUUGACCUUGUACCUGGUACUAGACCUGUGUCUAUGGCACCGUAUAGGAUGUCCGCAUCAUAA